GGUUAUCUAAACAUCGAUUUUCAUUCCAGCUCUAUCGCAAGCGAGUUACAGCAAAAAAUUUGCCAUGUAAAUUCAACACAAAAACAAGAGUGCAAUAUUUAAACAAUGUAAAAUGUGUUAAAACGGACAAACGUUAGCUGCGGAGCUCUGCCAUUAAGCCAUUAACGAAAAUCAUCAAACCCAAGCAAACAUCAAGAGUUGGGAGCCACUGGCAAAAGACGUCGCCAUGGAAUCCGCGGACGCACUCGUCGAGGAGCAGAAACUUAUGGCCGAGGCCAAGUACCGCACGUAUGUGACCAAUAUUGACAAGGCGCUGCGCAAUUUCGAGUACUCCAGCGAAUGGGCGGAUUUGAUAUCGGCCCUAGGAAAGCUUAGUAAGGCCAUAUCAAACAAUACGCAGUACCAGGUCAUUCCACGGCGACUGAAGAUAGCCAAGCGUCUGGCCCAAUGCAUGCAUCCCGCCCUGCCCUCCGGGGUGCAUCUCAAGGCCCUCGAGACCUACUCGGUGAUAUUCAGCAAAACAGGGCCGGAGCGUCUGGCCACGGAGUUUAUAUAUAGCGCUGGUUUGUUCCCGCUUCUUGGUUAUGCGGCAAUGAACGUACGACCCGCCUUGCUGGCCAUCUAUGAAACAUACUUUGUACCCCUGGGUGACAAACUGCGUCCGGCUCUAAGUGGUUUCCUUAAUGGUGUAUUACCUGGCUACGAUUGCGGACUAGAUCAUUUCGAGCGAAUAAGCGCUCUGCUCAAACAAGUGUGCAAUGCCGUCAAUCCCAUGCACUUUUACACCGUUCUCUGGGAGUCGGUGGCCAACAAUGCCGCUAUCCGUCUGCCGGCCAUCACCUAUCUGCUAGAGCACUUCAACAAGCGGUUGGAUAUGCAAGAGCAGAUCUACAUCAUGGGUCACAACAGGGAGAUUAUGAUGUCGGCGUUGUGUGUCUGCCUCAAUGAUUCGCUGAUCCUGGUGCAGCGCAAUACGCUGGAGUUCCUGUUGCUCGGCUUCCCCAUGCACACGGCGCUGCUGAAUGAGGAUGACUUGGUGAAACUCGUCACCAACGGGCUCAAUACCAUACUGCGUAGGGACAUGUCGCUGAAUAGGAGAUUGUUCAGCUGGCUCUUGGGCAGCGAGGUGGCCAAGAACUCGCCAACCUAUGACACCCUAUCGUUGGACACCUCAAAUGCCCCUCUGGAGGAGGAGCCUGAACCUUAUUUCGUUAAGCACUCGCGUCACAUUCUAAUCCGCGCUUUGAUCACCACCCUGCGAUUGAGUUUGGAGUGUGCUCCCAUGGACCUGAAGCCCUACAGGAUCAUGCUGUCACUACUGGACAAGGCGGAGAUCGGCAGUGCCGUACUGGAUUACGUGCUCCAUGACAUUAUACGGGCCAUGUACAUCUCUAGUGGGAAUGCGGAGGCUUUAAAAUCGGCCAACCUACUGUUCGCCACCUUUGACCCGGCUUACAUCUGGAGCUACAUGACCAAUAUGUUUGAGAAAGCCUGCCAGCAGGCGAACUCAGCUCAGGAGAAGUCACAAACAGGAGAAACCUCCGGAAAAUAUGCUUGCGAAGUGGGAUCCGGAGACCCCUGUGUGCUGGAGAUCUGCGUGCUGACCGAAUUCCUGCUGGAAACCGUUUCUCUGGAGAUGUACACGGAGACCACCAGGGUCUAUCUGCCCAAGGUAUUCCUGGCCAUCACCCAGCUGCUCUCUCUGCACAUGGAUCACGUGAGCAGCAACGAGAUCACAGCGUCGCUCAAACUUUGCAUGAAGAUCGUCUCGAGGGUUCAGCCCAUGAUAACAAGUCCCAUAAAACUGAACAAGCUGAUAGAGCAGGGCGGUGGGUCUUCGUCUGAUGAAAAAAUCACUGUAAAUUCGGCGAGUGAGAUUGGCAAAACGGAUGCCGGAGCUCAAGGCACUUCCCUAGAGAAGAGCAAGUCCGACUCGCGGCUUAAUCAGUUUGCUGAGAACUCGCUGCACGGCACGGAUCCAAAUGACGAAGAUCUCAUCCGGCGGUCGGCGUCCAAUCAGAGCGUGGGACGUCACAGUCCCAACAAGAAGAAGGCCAAGUCAAUUUCUCGACUCUCUGAGUUGGAUAAAGAUAUUAGCGCCUCCGAUACUGGGCAGCAGUCGUCAUCGGAUCUAGACACCCCGCGGAGCAUCAAGAAGCUCAAGGCCAAGGCCAAAGCUCCGUUUAUACGCAGCCCAAAAAAACAGCGGCCCAAGGAUAUUGUCCUUGUUCAACCAAACGCGCCAGCGGAAGUGGGAGAUGGCGUUAGCGCAGAAGAGCCAAAAAGCGCUCCGCCAGAUCAGUCGCCGCAGUUCCAGCUGGAUGAGGAGAGCCGGGCCACCCAACAGCGCGGAUUCUCCAUUCUGGAGAAGUGCAUCCGCCAGUACGAGAUCUUCUUCGAGGUUUACUUGGCCCGCAAGCUGUUGCACAUUGAAUCUGAAGCGAAAGAGUGCGGCGUGAAAGUUCAGCUGCAGCGAACCACUAGCACCUGUCACACAUCCAAUCUUUUUAUGGUGGAACAGGUGCUGGAGCACGAGUGUCCCGUAAGGGAGUCACAAAUCGAACGACUUUUUAACUUGCUCCGCGUGGACAUUGUGCCGCGUUCGAAGCAGCUGCAGCGCCUGCUCAAUAGAUCCUUGCCGCUGCCCGCCAGCGCCAGUGAGCUAAGCAGCGACAGCGAAGCGCAGGAGGAGAAGCAACAGAGCCUGCUCAUUGACGGGCAGACCCAGCGAAGUGUGCAGCAACUGGCCGAGCUCCAGUUGAGCCUCUCCCUGCGUGGAGCUAUUAAACUGGCGGCGACUCUGCUGGUGGAGAUGUCGACCUUUCCCAACUGCAAUAAACACAUUGUGUUGGACAAAAACGAACCUGAGCUGCCCAACUGGUUAAAGGUUCUGUGCCUGGUGGCGUGUUUUGCUCAAAGUGACAAGGAAUUGCAGGUGGCUUCCAUUACCACGCUCUUUGAUUUAAUAAGUCUACUGCGCUCCCAAAUCGAGCACACGACAAGUCCGGGAGUCACCUUCGUGGUAAUGCUACCGCUUCUAAAGUUUGGCCACGUCAGCUACAUGGAGCAGCACACUCGCGUCUUCCAACUGGUGAGCUCCAUUCUGUGGGAUUACCUUGGAGCCGCGGGCAUAGACCCUGCCCAGAUUGCAGCGCUACUCCAUCAGCUGCACAGCUGCCUGGAAAGCGGUUUGGUGGAAACGGUUAUUGGAAACCGAAUGCAGGCGCAGCAUUUGCUUCAAAUCCAGCCACAAUCCCGUACAGAAUUGAGCAGAACUGCUUUGCGCAGCUACCAAACUGAGCGGCUGGCGGAAGCUCAGCUUCUCUGCCCCACGGAAUCCACGGAGAGAUUGAGAGAGAGCCAGGCACGAAGCUUCAAGAAGUUCGAGCUGUUGUGGCAUCUGGGCAGAGACAAGCAGACCACGCGUGGAUUUGAGAAGACGCUGCUGAAAGUGUUGGACACCCUCGCAUUGCCACAUUACAUGUCCGAGCGUACUUUCGUGACCAAUUGGCUGCAGGCAUCCCUCCUCCGAGGAGAUCUCGCCCGCCUGACCAAGCCUCUCUACAAGAUCCUCCUCUCGGCAAGCUCCAAGCGCGUGGGAAUCGUCCACAUGCAACAGUUGUACCGCGAAGCGGAUGCCGAGGCAACGCCUGCUUUCGAGCGGGAUGUGUACGCCAUCAGUUCGGAGCAGGGCAAUGUCAAGUACCAUCACAUGGAGACGACCAGCGGGGGCAAGAAAAAGAGCCCGAUCAGGAACUUUCCCAAGAAGAUCUUUGGGGUCACAUUGAGUGGUGGGAAGGCCAACAAGGUGUCCAACUUUGUGAGCGACAAAUCAACUGUGGCCGCUUGCAAUGAGGCAGCACAGGAUGUGAACACCAUCGGCCUGAUCAUUAAUCCACUCGAGAAUGCAAACGAUUUUGACGACGAGACGGAUUUGGAAGAGCCCCGCAUCGAGAUUCCGCACAAGGAGACGCCGCUGGAGCAGAAACUGGCCAGCGCCAUGGACGAGAGCGAACAACCUUCGCAGGAGCAACCACCGAAUCCACCGGAUCAGAGUCAAUACGACCAGGACAUAACAGACCAUUCGGACAGCAGCGACUUCGAGUCGGACUCGGAGCUUCGCGAGACGAGCCUGGAGAAGGAGGAUAGCCUCACAGUCAGCUCGAGUGCUGGAGUCAGUGAUGAUGUUAAGCGUUUCGUCGGCGACUGUGAAAGUGUCACCGAGGCGUUGACCCAGCACGAAAAGAUCAAAAGCCGCAAGACCUAUCGCUUGACCAGGGAGAAAACCCCGGGAGAAUCCAGUCUCAACUCUCUGGAGCAGAAGGACCAGGAUCACCAGAGCAUCCCCGACCUGCAGGCAGAUGCUCUGCCAGCGGAUGAAUACUUUAGGGAAGACAAAAAGCUGGGCAAGCGGAAGAAACUCCUAACUGCUGGCGACAAAAAGCGACUCAGUUGUAUUUCCAAGACCUCCACGGACAGCAACCUCAGUGGCUCCCACGUGGAGCAAGCGGAGCAGGAGGAUGAAACAGAGCCUGGAACCGAAUCCACCAUUAAUGUGGAGGACAAGCGACGUAAUCUCAGUUUGGAGACCAGCAAACUUCAGCCUGAUAUGCAGAAGACCCUGGAGAAGGGUAAACAGAACGUGGAGAUCCUGCGGCAGAAUAAUGCAGCUGCAGCGGCGGCGGCGGCAGCAGAGGAGCAAGUCAGUCUGCGCAGCUCGGUGAAGAGCAGCGUUUCCCUGACGGAUGCCGCCCACCUGUACCACAACCACCUGUUGAUCUACUUGGCUAUUUACGACACACGUCAGACUUUGUAUGCUUUGCAGACGCUUCGCAAUAUAAUCUGCUGCGACCGCCGCACCUUCCUUUGCCUGUCGAUAACCACAUCCUUUUCGAGCUCCAGUCUGAAGCAGUUGCUCGUGCGUCAUCGCAAGAGCAUUUCCGGCAAAGGAUUCGAUGGCGGAGUGGGCAGCUCUGAGUACGCUCAGGGAUAUCGCGGCUGCAUGCAGCUGGAGCUACUGGUCACGCUCUGUUUGUUCUACGCCCGUGGAUACUUCCAGAAGGAAUCCCAGGACGCCCAGCGUCAGCCGCCUACGCUGCAGGAUAUUGUGAACAACCGGAGGAUCCAGCUGGAGAGCAUCGAACUGCUAACGCUGAUCUGCUCGGAGCUCAUUGAGAUCGUCAAAGGAAUGGGCAAAGGACUAGCCAACUAUAUCGCCGAUUUGUUGGCCCGCGCCAAGCUGCAGAAGGUGAUGCUGCACUGCCUCAACAGCUCAGUGUGCAGUUACGGCCGAAGAGCAAACUCCAACAGCGGGAGCUAUGCGGAGCAAGUGCUGAGCUUCAACGAUCCGCAGGAUGAUCAGUUGCAUGCGGACUGCUUCCAGCUCCAGUUGCUGCGUUUGCUGUUGGCCGUAAUCCGCCUGGAGCACGAGGUCCACCAGCUGCGGCAGGAUACGCCGCCUGCUGCUGGCGAGGACUCUGCCGGCAAUGCGUCGCCCACUCGCCUGGCGGAGGGAGCGGCAGCCAAUGUGAAGUAUCUACCCAAUUGUCUGAUCAGCCAACAGCCCAUGUUCCUAGCCGCCGUCUUGGGUGCACUGCAGCAGGAACGCCUGCGUCACCUGCACCGCAACUGGACGGAUUUGGUGACCUCCUCGCUCAACUGCUUCUCCUUCGGCUCACUCACGAAUAUUGUGAUCAGCGUGGUCCAUCAGCUGUGCAGUAAUCUGGAUCGGCUGGCCAAGAUGGGCCUCCCCCAGCAGCGACACUUCCCGCCGGACUAUGUGGUCUCCCAACUGGAGGCACUGACCAUCCUGUGCCACUACUGCUUGCUGGACAAUACGCAGCAGACGGCGCUCUCACACCUGUUCAAUCAAGCUUACCCGCAGACCAGCUCCUCGGCGCAGAGCUCCAGCACGGGUCAGUUGCUCAACAGCAUCGUACAUUCCUUCCUCUCGGCCAGCGAAUCAUCCACCUCGGCGCCGGCACCAAGGAACCCUCAACUGCAGGCGGCACGCAAUGCCGUCCUCUCGCAUCUCCCGCGGAUCAUGAGCAGCGUGGCUGCCAUUUGGGACAGCGAACUGGGUCAACUGCGCCCAGUGCGCCAGCAACUUCUGGAGUUCCUUUCGCCGGUGUCGCUGCAUCAUGGAUGCAACUUCUUGGCGGCCGUCGCUGUUACCUGGCAGCAGCGGGGAAUCCCCUCGAAUAUGAGUGGAUUAAGCAUCGCCGAGCAGUUCCAGAGGAAUUCCACGCUGCAGGCGUGUCCCGCGCAGCUCUCGCUGGUUUCCCUGGUCUCCAGCAUCCGGGUGAUGCCCAUGGACUCCUUCGUGAUGACGCUGCACCACGUAGUGCGCUCCCCGCCGCCAAUCCACCGGCCACCUGCCCAGCUCAGCAUCGAGGUGAGCUCCCUGGAGCUCUUCUACUUCUACAUGAAAUCGGCUCCUGCUCCCCAGUUAGCGGAUGCCUGGAGCUCACUGUUGGCACUCAUCCGGGAUGGCUUGAAUCUGACACCGCCGGCGCAGUUCGCUUUGCUGAUGCUCCUGAACGAGUUCGUCCAGCGUUGCCCGCAAAUGCCGUUCCAGGACAAGAAAGAAGUGCGGGAGCUGCACGAUGUGACUUCCCGCUUGGUGGAUUCUCUCUCCAGCGUGGCUGGAUCCUGCCUAGAGCAGACCACCUGGCUGCGUCGCAACCUGGCCGUAAAAGAAGAUACCGAUGGGCUGGCCAAGGAUAACAGCGUCGGAGGCGGCGGACUUCAGCAAUAUUCUCUGCAGGCACAGAGCGUACUGGCAGCCAUACUGUCCAAUCUACUGGACGUGGCAUACGGUUCCCAGGAGAAGGACAAGGUGGUCAACAUAGUGACGCCACUGCUGUACAACAUCACUCCCUACUUGAAGAACCACACGGCGCGGAAUGUUCCCUUUUUCUACGCCUGCUCCGCUCUGUUGGCCAGCUUGAGUGGCUAUCAGUACACGAGGAAGGCGUGGCGCAAGGACAUGUUGGACCUCUUGCUGGACAACGCCUUCUUCCAGAUGCACGUCUCCUGUCUGCCCUUCUGGCGCAUGAUCAUGGACAGCCUGAUGACAUACGACAAUACCACGUUCCGGGAGCUCAUGACCCGCGUCUCGCUUUCUCAAGCAGGCAGUCUGAACAUCUUCACUUCACGGGAUCAGGAGUACGAGCAGAGGGCCAUGCUGCUCAAACGGCUAGCGUUUGUCAUCUACUGCAGCGAGUUUGACCAGCACAACAAGUACAUGCCAGACAUCCAGGAGCAAUUGGCCAAUAGUCUGCGACUGGUUCCCAUGGGUCCUUCCGUGCAGGCCGCCGUUUUCCUGUGCUUCCGCGUGCUGCUCCUACGCAUGUCACCCGAUCACGUCACCUCGCUGUGGCCCAUAAUCAUUGCGGAAAUGGUGCAAGUGUUCCUCCAAAUGGAACAGGAACUCAAAUCGGAGAGUGAGGAAAGAAGCCAACAAAUGCGCAUGCCCUCAGGAAUUGAUGUAUCGUGGUCAUCGGCUUCUGGAGCGAGCAAUGGCUACAACUCGCAGACGCCGAUGCAACAUUGGCGAUCCGUACAGUUGGAAGCGUGUAAGCUGCUGGAACUGGGGUGCGUGCUGCCCGCCACCAAGCUGCCUCACUUCCAAAUGUAUCGAUGGGCCUUUGUGGGCACCGAGUUCGACGUGCACGAGGAGGAGGUUCGCCUGCCCAACGGAAGCCUAGAGAACUUGGCCACCUUGCCCACUGCGCUCUACGUGCCGCAUGUGAGGCGAGUGGCCAGGCUGAUGGACAUGAAGUACACCAGUCAGUCGCCGAUAUUGCAACGUCCCAGCAAUCGACACCUGAUGCUGCAUUUCCAGCAACUGCAAUCGCUACAGGAGCUGUACGCCUUCUUUACCACUUUGGGCAUCAGUUGCCCGCAGCCGCGCAACUUCGCCGACACGGAGAACGAUGUGGCCAACUGUUUGCAGGAGAUCGAGGAGGUGCUGGCCAACGAUUUCCUUGAGAAGCUGCCCAGCAUAACAACGCCAAGAUGAAAACCGGCCGUUGCCCACCGGCAGACACAGUCGCAGAUCCAAGCGAUUGGGUCGCAGUUCGAGCUCAAGCUGAACCUGAAUCUGAAUCUGGGUGUGGAGUCUGCCAUUGAGACGACGGGCAGUGCCGGCCAGGCAGCCCGCAUCCUGGCCGCCGUGCAGGCCAAGCUAACCAGCCAAAAUGCCGAGACGAGCUUCACGCAGACCCAAAUCACGAAUAACAGCAGCAACAAUAAGAAGACCAACUUUCCAUUUUAUGUCUAAGUAAGGAGGAGAUGAAUCCGGAUUCCGGAGACGAUGCCCCGAGUAUGAUAGCUAGCUAUAUAGAUAGAUGACUGCGACGCGCAUAUAAAAUGUCCGUAGUAGCGUGAUUGAUCGUUUUAAAUGUUGAGUGUUUAAAAACGCGGUAGCCCAAUAGCCAAAAGCGCCCUGUAUGUAUGUAUAUGUAACCAAUGUAUUUAACUGUUGAUAGUUGCUCCCGAAUCGAUGUGAAUAAAAGAUGUGUUUAACGACAAACUGCAAUUCAAAUAAA
Messenger RNA from Drosophila ficusphila, 8552 nucleotides. Its product is annotated as protein dopey-1 homolog. Gene Ontology annotation, biological process: Golgi to endosome transport. Gene Ontology annotation, cellular component: endosome; trans-Golgi network. Lineage: Eukaryota; Metazoa; Arthropoda; Insecta; Diptera; Drosophilidae. The transcript has 11 exons. The coding region runs from base 227 to 8023 and encodes 2598 amino acids. The record is from RefSeq and is a predicted model, not a curated record.